UUAAAUACUUUACAAGGAUGGAGAAUGCAGAGAUUAAUGCGUGAAAAUUCGCCCAUGAUCCUAAGCUCCUAGAAAAUGUAACUGGGUGCUGUUAUUGAUGCAAAUUUGAAAGAUUAGAAAGCAAUCAAUUUUGUCCAAUAUUUUUGUGGUAUUCAUCAUCAGUGUAAGUGAAUCAAGAAAUUUGGUACACACCAUAUUGCGCCAUUCCUGCAUUUGGCCAUGAAAUGCAAUUAAAGGAAAAAGUAGGUAAAAAUAGCUACCUGGAGUAGGUUUAAGUACCUACGUAGCUAUAAGUAGCUACGUAGGUAGAAAUAGUCUUUGGACUGGACCUGUUUACAUGUAGAUCCAACAUGCUGAACAAGAUUAAUGGAAUUAUAUGAAUUAAGUGAUAUCUGUCUGCAGUUGGGAGUAGAACACAUCAGUGUUUUGAAAUUAAGAUCUUGUUUACCCCUUAGAUUCCCCAACAUACUUGGAGAUGUUUAAAUACAUAAAUGACAGGACAGGCUUUGACUGAAUGCCAGCUAGGUGACUGUCUCACACCUAGGGCACCAGGAGCACAAGGACAUUCUCACACACACAUACACAAAACACGUGUAUGUGGACACGUGCAUAUUUAAUUGUUGAUAAUGCAUCAGAUGCCUUUCUGCAGUAAUCCACAGUUACAUCUGUUGUGUUAGAUUUGUUGUGUGUAUGCAAGGGUAACAUUUGCAACUCAUUUAUACACCUAACCUCACAGGCUGGCAGCUCCCUCCUUGAAAACCUGAUGAUAGGAAAAUAGUUUCUUGUGUAUUACAAAGAGAACAUGGAAUGGGGCAAUACGGUCUCCACCAGUGAAAACCCAUCUGCUGCUGACUAGGAACUCACGAAGCUGUCCAGAUCCAACUAAAGAAAAUGACUAGUCAGGUAAAUGCAAACCAGGAACUUUUCUUGGACAUCCUCACAAAAGAGGAAAAAGAAGCCUUACUCACCAAGAAAAUGGAGGAGAUAAGGAAAAAAAAUGAGGCACUCAGAAAGAGGCAUGAGGAAAUAGAAGCCGAAAAAAGGGCUGUUUCUGGGGGCACCAAAAAGGCAACCUCCCCUCGAAAGGAGUCAAAGCCUCUUCCUGGGGAAGAAACAGCCAAAGAAUCAGCAGAUGGUAGAAAAGACAAACCCAGGCAGCAUAAACCUGCCGGCCGGGGAAAACCCCCCAACAAAGGACCUAGAGAAGCUCCUAAGGCUCAGGAUAUUCGAGUUGUACGCAAUAUAUCUGGAAAAGACGGAAGUAUUGACCGUAGCAUUCAGAUGGUUGAGAACAAUGAUGGAGCUCACCGGAAACACUCCCAACAUUAUAAAUUUCAGAGGCCUGGGUCACAAAACUUCCCUGAAGAAGAGGCAGAGGAAAGUCGACAAUGGGCAUCUCCCCGGUAUCAACGGCCAUUGUCACAUGAAAAGGCAGGGGAACAUAAUCAUUAUCAAAGGCACUCUUCUAAUGAAGCAGAAUAUCCUCACUAUCAGAGGCACUCAUCUAGUGAGGAAGCUCGUCAUCACUAUCAGAGGCACUCGUCUAGUGAAGAAGAUCAUCGUCACUAUCAAAGGCACUCAUCUAGUGAAGAGGAACAGGGAAGAAACCAGCGCCGUGGAAAACGGUCGCCAAAAGACACUCAAAUUGAGGAGGUCUCAGAUGGAGCCUAUGAAGCUCUGAAACGACAGCACCAACAACUCAACUUCCAACCUAGAAAUCAAGAGUUUCGAGAACAUGAUUUCAGGAAUAACAGAGGCAGAGGGAAUAGAAGGUACCAGAGACCUCAUUUCCGAAACGGUGAUGCACGUCAAAGUUUUGAGGAUUGCGAUCAGACCCUCAACAGUGGAUACCAGGAUAAUAGGCAUCCACAAGAUGAAUCAGAGUUUGAACCUCAAGCAAAACGCAUUCAUGGUGGUAUGAAAGGAUUCUCCAGGAGAGAAAACAAGGGAUACGACUUCUCCAGAAGCCCUCUUGGGCCUCCACCAGACCCCGCAUAUAACUUCCUGUCUGACAGAUAUCGUCAUGGUGACAGGACUCCAGAAAAAGUAGAUCCCUCCCGACGACACCCCAAAAACUAUGGAGGAGAAGAUUUCGGCAAUGUGAAAAACAGAAUGAGGAAAGAACGGGAAAAGCAGGACAGAGGCAGAGGUGGCCCUCCACGUAGUAAAAUGGAAAUGGCUAUGAACAUGACUGGAAGAGAGCGUAGAGAAUAUGUAGAGUGGAAAGCAGAGAGAGAAAAGGUGGAUCAGGCCCGCAUUGACAGACAGAAAUUAGCAACAGGAGAGUGGAAACGGGAAUGGGACAUCAAAAAAGACCUUACCGAAGAGGUCAGCCAGCGAGUGGAGCCAGGAAAGCGACCAGGUAAUUUAGGCGUAGUCAAGAGAACCACAGCUGGCCGUAUUGGCAGUGGUCGAUUUGAUCGAGGAGAUCGAGAUGAGCGUCUGCUAGGGCCUGGACGCAAGGAUUCCAAAGAAUCUGGAGGGAAACCCCAAGCUAAUGGUGUAGGACAGGAACGUUUGGUAGAAAAAGAAGUUACAUCCCCUCGCCCAGUGGGGCGGGGCAGGGGGCGAGGGAGGGCCCGAAACAAGGGAAGUAGCAUUGGAAAUGACCCAGGUCGAGUAAGGACAUAUUCAGGAGAGGAGAGACAUGUUGAGUGCAAGAAGGACCUGCUGGUCAUUAAGGUAGACAACACGCCAGGGAAGAAGUCCGACCAAGUGGAGGUGGAGUAUUCGGAUGGGGAAAAUGAACCGCUAGGUGGAGACCACCCAGCAACCCAGCCGAAGAAAGCAGGACCACACGCUGAGGAGCUGUGGUGGGACGAGGAGGGGGAUGACAUAGGGCUGGAGUUGCAGGGAAUCACAGCUGAAGAUGAUAUCUUUGAACAAAGAGAGCUGUUUGAUGAUUAUAUUGGGGAUGAGUAUAACAAGGAUAGCCGCUUUGAGGAUGCUCCUGGACGAACAAGUCAGGGAGAUGAAGAUGAUUGGGAGGACUGUACAACGAGUGAAGACUUCUCCACUGACAGAAGUCAAAGCCAAACAUCAGUGUCUGAUGAUUUGAACUCUUCCCUCAGGAUCAACCUUAAUCCUGAUGCGCCUGUCUUUACGCCAGCCUCACCAGUAUCACCCAGCCCACUGGCAGCAAAAGUCAGCAUGGAACGAAAGCUUGAGGAAGCAGCACAUAAACAGAAGAAAACAAGAGAAAAGAAGAAAGGUGGAGAAAAUACUCUCUCAAAUGAUGGAGAAGAAAAAGCCCCACUGGACAGCAGAAACAAUAAAAUUGAACAUUCCAAAAGUGACACAGAUCACGCAGACUCCACAAAGGCAGCCCCAGAGCCUGAAGAAUUGGAGUCUGUUCCCUCUGAGGAGGAACCAAAGGGUGAGGUAUCUGAGGAAUCAAAGUCCCAGACCACGCCCAACGAGUCUGCCAUUGAGGCAGAUACUAGCCCUGAGAAUAAGGGCAAUGCUGAUGAGAAUCAGACACAGUGUGAUCCUCCCACUGAGGAACAACCUGUGGAGGAGGCAGCUCAGGAAGAGACUGAGAAGAAUUCUCUAGACGAAACUAGGGAUGAUAAAGAGCAGGAUACAGAGACAUCAGAGGACACCAAAGAAGAGAAAGAUGACAGGGAGGACAAAGAAGCCACGCCCACUCCACAGAUGGAGGAGGAGGAUGCGUAAGGACUACCCAAUCGCUGUCAUUGUUAAGAUUUCUGAAGACAAGACAGCAGUCAUCAUCAUUUUCGUCAACCAUCCUUCAGGUGGUUAAUUUAAGAAGGAAGAACAACGUUGAAGUUUACAUAUGAUUAACAUGUAUUAAUUAUCGUGUUAAAUUAGCAAGUAGAUUUUACAAAAGCAUCCACCUAAAGGUUUGUUAAUUGUCAUCAGUGGAUUAUUAAAAGUGAUUAGAAAUUUUAAUUGAUUAUUUUAAAACAUCACAGAAUGAUAUCAUUUUCUAAUAACCAAUAUGUUUAUGUAUUGAAUUAAAUAUAAUCAUACUUGAAGAGAGGGUUAAAAGUGUAUUGUGUAAAUUUGUAUUCACCAUUGAAAAUUUUAUGUAAAAAGUUACAAAUAUCUUAAUAUAUAGGUUAUUAAUCUGUUGUAUUGUCCCAAAAUUAACAACUAGUAUUUGAUGUAUCAGUGAAGCAAUGCACUGUUGUCAUACAAACAGGUUUUACUCAUAUAAAUGAAAUUUAAGUCUGUUUUCUAAUGUAUGAAACACUGCACUCUGGUAUCAAGAAUAUUAUAGUGUACAUUUUCAAACGAUCAAAUGAUUUUAGAAGAAAAUUUAUGUUAUGAAAAGCAUUUAUCAAAUUAUUGAUGAAACUUUUAACAUAUGUACUAGUGUUUUGAAAGUUGACAUGGAACUUUUUCCAUGCUUUACUCCUGCUAUAGUUAUAUCAGAGGGCACCUGCUGUUCCCGGGCUGUAGCUUACUAUUAGGCCCUGGAGGGUGUCUGCUGGCUUUUCUGCUGUAGUCAGCUACUGUAUGUAGAAGAGCUGGUGUUCUUUGAUUGUAGCUUACUGUCGUGUUCUGUGAUAAUGUAGCAGUGUAAAACUGCCUUUAAAUUCUGUAUGCUACUUACUAUGCUGUUGCUUAGAAAAUGCCAAAGUUUGAAAAUGAGAAAUUUUUCAAGGACAUAUUUAGGCUUGUUUUGUGUUGUGUAAAUGUUCCACUCCAUGGUAGUUUAGUUGCCAAGGAUUUUUUUAUGUACUUUUCAUGAAUUAUUUACUGAACUAGAUUUUUUAUCAAGCAUAUAUGUUAUAUAUAUUAUGGUAGUAGACUUUGGGCAUAGAUGUUAAUGGAUGUGAAAAACCUGCUUUCUGUUUCUUCAAAACUUUCAGCCAUACAUGAUGUGCAUGAUCAGUUGUAAAUGCCAUAUGGGACUUUUAACAAUAUAUUUUGGUGCUUUUACUACAUAUCAUUUCACAGACCGAUCAUGGAACUGCUUUGACGUAAAUAGUUGAUGCCAAAUAUGAUUGAGAAGACAGUUAGUCAGUGGAAUAUAUAUUAAUUUUGAAAAGUUGAUCCUUUUAUAAAAUUUUGUUAUUAAUAUAUUAUUUUUGUUUGUUUUUGUCUCUCAAUCCCUCCUUUCUUUUUAUUUGUCUGUUUAUUAUUAUAUGUUUUAUUGUCAACUAAUUCAGUUCAAAUAUUAACUGGUAUUUUGUUGGUGUGUUUAUUUAUGAAGAAUGAGUGUUUGUUUUAUACAAUGUGAUUUUAUAAUAUACUUAUUUUAUGAUAUAAAUGAAUUAUAAGAAAGAAAAGAAAGCGAAAAAAAAUUUGCAAAAGAUAAAAAUCUAACCAAAAAUUGGUAUGUAUUAGCAUAAGGAAUUCAGCAUUUGUAUCGCCAUCAGAUGGACAAUGGUCUAUGUGUUGUGUUUGCAACAUACUGAAUAGGAAAAUCCUUUUGACAACAUUCAAAAUGGGGAAUUAAGACAUUGGUGAUGAACACAAGUGGUAUACCACUGGGGGAUACAUUCCCGUAUUUUAUCACUUUCAUUUUCAUUAGACUUGAGAUAUGCAUCAUGCAUUAAUUUUUUAGGUACAAAAUUUGAAAAUUACAUCAAUAAAAACUUGUUAAAAGAAGUGUACUCACAUUUUACAUGAUCAAAUUUGCCAUAUGAGAUUCAUGUAAUGGUUUAUAAUGAUAAUAAAAAAGAAUGUCAUCUUA
Molecule: messenger RNA, 5665 nt
Organism: Ostrea edulis (European flat oyster)
Lineage: Eukaryota; Metazoa; Mollusca; Bivalvia; Ostreida; Ostreidae
Product: coiled-coil domain-containing protein 9-like
Exons: 13
Coding region: 892-3675 (927 amino acids)
Source: RefSeq, a predicted model, not a curated record